Messenger RNA from Ipomoea nil (Japanese morning glory), 906 nucleotides. RefSeq lists its product as uncharacterized. Lineage: Eukaryota; Viridiplantae; Streptophyta; Magnoliopsida; Solanales; Convolvulaceae. The record is from RefSeq and is a predicted model, not a curated record. The transcript has 5 exons. The coding region runs from base 1 to 906 and encodes 301 amino acids.
AUGGAGUCUUUUGAGUUAAAUACACUUCAACAAGGAUCUCUUAGUGUGGAAGAAUUCUACAAUAAGUUAAGAGAUUUGAUGAUCCGUGAUGGCGUGAUUGAACUCGCUGUUAUUACCAAGAAUAGAUUUGUGUAUGGUAUUAGAAAAGAAAUUGCACGGUUGCUUCCUCAUCGGUGCAAGUGCUUGUUUACUUUACUAUUCCAUGCCAAACAAAUUGAAGAGAAAUUGCAGCAAAAAGAUGUCGAGAAUUCGAUACCUUUUUCCUUGUCAUACGUGGAGGGCUCAAAAGAAAUGAAUGAGGAUGUUAAUGGAUGUGAUUCUAGGGUUGAAAAUCAGUUGGAAGGAAUGGUAUUGUUGUGCCAUGAUCUACAAAGCGCGAGAUCACUCCCUCUCCUUGGUGAAGAUUUAUUCCCUAAAGAGAUGCCAAAAGGAUUGCCACCACUUAGAGGGAUUGAGCAUCAAAUCGACUUUGUCCCUGGAUCUACCUUGCCAAACCGACCAGCCUACAAAACCAAUCCCGUGGAAGCAAAGGAAAUCCAGAAACAGGUUGAAGAGCUUCUUGAAAUUGGACAUAUUCGAGAAAGCUUGAGUCCGUGUGCCGUUCCAGUGCUCAUUGCCCCAAAAAAAGACGGUACAUGGAGAAUGUGUGUUGAUUGUCGUGCAAUCAACAAUAUAACUAUUAAGUAUAGAUUUCCUAUUCCUCGACUUGAUGAUAUGCUUGAUGAACUUUAUGGAGCUAACAAGUCACAAGAAAAACACUUGAAACACCUUCGAUUAGUUUUUCUUGAACUUAGGGCUGCACAGUUGUAUGUCAAUCUUGAGAAGUGUUCUUUUAUGUCUGAGAGUGUUGAGUUUUUAGGAUUUCAUGUUUCUACAGAAAGUUUGUUCGUGAUUUCAGCUCCAUAG